Vitrella brassicaformis is the source of this 2226-nucleotide messenger RNA. Lineage: Eukaryota; Vitrellaceae. The record is from the annotation of a GenBank genome assembly.
CGCCAUCCUCUUUUCCCUCUUUCCAGGUAAGUGGCAUGAUCUCCAUGUCAUCAAAAGAGCGUCUCCUUCAUUCCUGGUGCUUUUGCGCCGUACUUUGUGCAGGCCCCACUUCUUGACUUCUAUCGGCCCAGUCUGUCACCUCCUCCUGGGGAUAGAUGCCUUCCACAGCCGACAGAAAGGCCGAAAACAACUGGUAAGGCACCGAUCCACACACGGCCGACACAUUGCCGUCCGUCAAAGCGAGCCCUACCGCUGAUCUUGGCUGCUUGUCGUUGUGUGCAGGUACUGGUCCAUCCCGAAGGUGGAGGUAGGUAGGGGAGAGUGCUGGCCAUCAAGCAAACAUGAGGAUCCGAUCCAGGUAUAUAUGCGAUGUUUGAUGGCAUGGCUGGCUAGCAGCUUCACUGCCACCUGGAGGGCAGCAUCCGGUUCUCGCGGCUCAUCAAUGAGUAUGUGCGGCAAGGCAUCGCCCUCCCCACCGACGACGUGCCGGCCCAGCGGGAUUUCUUCCUUAUCGAGACACCCGUGCCGGACCUCAGCGCCUUCGUCGACAAGUUCGACCACAUACACAAGAUCUUCGGUCGGCCGGCCAUCGUGGUUGCCUCUUCCAUGCAUCCUUCUUUCUGUGGUGUGUGUCUGACGCACAGCCGACCUGAGUGUGCUGGAGGCGAUAACUGAGGAGGUGAUCGAGGACAAGUUCAACGAGGGUGUGGUCAUGUUCGAGAUGAGAUGGGCGCCCAGCUACAUAUCGGGCAGCUUCGAGUACGACUUCAACGACAUCCUGCGGUACAUCCAGCGGGGCGUCGCCAAGGGCCGUGCCAAAUGCGACAACAAGAUCGAGGUAGGUAGGGAAGAGUGCUGGCCAUGAAGCAGACAGACAUGAGGAUCCGAUCCAUGUAUAUAUGCGAUGUUUGAUGGCUGCAGGUUGGCAUGAUCUGCAUAGCUGUCGGUGCGUUGGGUGCCGAGCAGUUCAAGAAGACCGCCGACUUCUGCAUAGCCAACAAGGAUGCAUUCAUCGCCUUCGAUAUCGCCGGCAAUGAAGUGAACGCCGGCCAGUACAAGGUAGGUGACAUCACCGACCCACCCCCAUCCACACGAACAACAUCACAUCCUUCCAUUAUGGGUCUCUUUUUCUGUCUCAGGAGUACAUGGAUCAGCUGCAUGCGGCGGGGGUCAACAUCACUGUGCAUGCAGCCGAGGACAGGGUGGCCGGGAAACCGGAGAACGCCAUCAUAGCCGUCGAAGACCUCCACGCCACGCGCAUCGGCCACGGCAUCCAGACCGAGAAGGACCCAGCAGCGUUCAAGACGAUUCUCGACCGGGACAUCCACCUGGAGCUGUGUCCCUCAUCCAACUACGUGACAAACUCAGUGGACAGCGUGGCUGACCAUCCCAUCCGACGAUUCUUCGACCUCGGUGCCAACAUCUCCCUCAACACGGACGACCCCGGCCUGAUGGCGGUGGACCUGCCGCACGAGUACAAGCUGCUGCACGAGCUGCCCAGCCUCCACUUCACCCCAGCCGAGUUCAAGGACAUGAACCUCAAGGCGAUCGAGGCCAGCUUCAUGCCCAAGCACAUCAAGGACAAGGUGCGCGACACGUGGUUCUCUCACAAGGACCCCCUGGGCAUCGCCGUGCCGCUGCCCGACCUGCAGCCAGCCAAGCAGGUAGCGGCAGCGGCAGUGGCUGCUGCUGUGGCGACGGCAGCUGCCCCGGCAGCCCAGCCGUCGGUGCAGCAGAAGAAGGAGAGGAAGACGCGCAUUGCGGAGGAUGUGCUGUCGCCAGUGGAGGGCAUGCAACCCGAGAGAAAGAAAGAGGGACGCAGAUGCUGCUGCUUCUGACUGAGACAUCCACCUACCAACCAACGAAUACAUAGAUUCCAAGGCCUGGGAGAGGAGGGGAUCCCACUGCAUGGCCUGGCUCGAUCGUUUUCCUUGUCGGUCUGUGUGGCUUCUUUGACUGGCUUUGGGGCGGCGUGGUGCUGCCUUGAUCUGUUCUGUUGUCUGCCGAAAUGCAGAAGCGUGAAUUUUUCCCUUGUGUGAGUGCGUGGUGCAGUGGAGUUUUCGGCUUGCGAGAGAGAAGGGAGACAGGAAGGAAAGCAUGGGAGGGUUGACUCGUAAGACAAUCCGCCUUAGUCAAUGAGACAUCGCCCGAUCCAUAUAUACGUCAGGAGGCGAAAGACACUGACAUUCUGAUGUCUUUUUUCCAUCCAAUCAAGCAAUGCCCAGU